Macaca mulatta (Rhesus monkey) is the source of this 2196-nucleotide messenger RNA. RefSeq names its product HDGF like 1 (gene HDGFL1). NCBI's taxonomy places the organism in Eukaryota, Metazoa, Chordata, Mammalia, Primates, Cercopithecidae. The record is from RefSeq and is a predicted model, not a curated record.
UCGGGGCCGCGAGCGUUGCCCGCCCAUUAGGUGGCGCCGGGUCCCUCGAGCAGGUCGCUCAACAACUCCCGCCCAGCAGCCGCCCUUACUGCGCGCGCGCAGACCCUGGCGUCUACUUCCGGUGUGGCCCAGGGCGGGUCCGCAGAACCAGCUAUGUCGGCCUACGGCAUGCCCAUGUACAAGAGCGGGGACCUGGUGUUUGCCAAGUUAAAGGGCUAUGCCCACUGGCCGGCGCGGAUAGAGCACAUGACCCAGCCCAACCGCUACCAGGUGUUUUUCUUCGGGACCCACGAGACGGCCUUCCUGAGUCCCAAACGCCUGUUCCCGUACAAGGAGUGCAAGGAGAAGUUCGGCAAGCCCAACAAGAGGCGCGGCUUCAGCGAGGGGCUGUGGGAGAUCGAGAACAACCCCACAGUCCAGGCCGCCGACUGCCCAUUAGCCUUGGAGAAGGGCGGCGGAGACGGGCCCCGGCCGGAGCCUGAGGCCGCGGAGGGCGACGCGGACAAGCCGACUCACGCUGAUGGCGGCGGCGACGACGUGGGGAAGCCGCACGACGACAAGCCCGCUGAGGAGAAGGAGGAGAAGGGGCCGCUGAAGAGGAGCGCGGGGGACCCGCCAGAGGACGCCCCCAAACGACCCAAGGAGGCAGCCCCCGACCAAGAGGAGAAGGAGGAGAAGGAGGAGGCGGAGGCGGCGGCAGCGGCGGCGACCUUCGACGAGGAGAGUCCGCUCCUCGUGGCGGUGGAGAACGGCAGCGCCCCUAGCGAGCCCGGCCUGGCCUGCGAGCCGCCUCAGCCAGAGGAGGAGGAGCUCCGGGAGGAAGAAGUUGCCGAGGAGGAGGCCUCCCAGGAGUGGCAUGCCGAGGCACCGGGCGGCGGAGAUCGCGACAGCGUGUAGUUACCAGCGUUUCCAGAAGAGCCCCUGCCCUGUUCCUGCUGCGGCCCGGUCGUUCUUGGGGAAUCUGGCCAUGGCCUGCAAACUGGGACUGCCUUUCCCCCUCCCCAGCCCGUCCUCCUCCAACCUACACUCCCUUGCCCUGCCCGGCCCCUGGAUGGCAGAUCACCUGACUCUCACCUCUGUGCCCCCACUCCUCUGUGAUCUGAGUCAGGGCCUCAGUUCCCUCCCUGCGAUAAAGUGAGGCCACCAUCCCCGCUUUCCUCUCCCUCUUCUCGCCGCUCAACACCCCCUCCGCCCCCACCGUUGCCUGGAUCCGUUUCCGACUUGGGGCUCAGGCAGGCUGUUUUCACCUCUAGACACCCCUCCCUACCCCUCCUGCUCCCCCAGACAUUAUGGACCUCUGCUUAGGAAUGUGGGUAGGAGCGAAAGACCUGAAAGAUGAAGAGCAGGGGGCACUUUCAGUCUUCAAGCUGUGGUAGUUAGCGGGCAGGAGAGUGACAUCUUCCUGAGCUCCCGUCCACGCCUGCCAUACCUCCCAGCUUCAGACAUUCAGGGAAAAGUGGGGCAGCAUGUGGGGAAUCCCCCCCCCCGCCCCCACAAAUCCUUUUGCUGACCCAAGAGGUUCCGGGAGUUGCCGUUUUUCAUCAAAACGUUUGGGGGCUUCCAAGUUGUUUGUGAGAUCUGAAAACUUGACUUUGCCCAGUAUCCUGGGUGGGGACCUUGAGAAAUAUCUGUCCCCAUUUAGAUCCCUGGGGCCACUGAUGGGAUACCCUGGGAAGAUCCUUGGCUGCCGCUUUCUCUCCCCACAGCCUCAAGGCCACCCUACGGUCAUACAUAUCACUCAGACGUAAAGACACAUAUUUUAGAAAAUCUUUUUAAUAAAAGGAAGUUCCAAAAAUUUUUAAGAACUACCCCUAGGUGUGCCUCCACACUGGCCCUAGCUUUCCCAUUGCUAUUCCAUUUUUGAGAUAAACUAGAAGGCUCCCUUUCUGUUUGAGGUUUUAUGACUUGUAGUAAGGCUUUGCUGUUCCUCAGUGUCAUUUUCCACUCAGGUACCAUCACCUGGUCCCAUCAACAGGUCUAGUAUGUAGCCCACUGAUAAAACAGAGGAAGAUGUGUCUCCUCCCCCCCUCUUUCUAAUGGUCUAUGUGCCUUUCUCCAUAUAUUGUCUCUUUACCCCUUACCCUCUCCCUUGGGCUCUGAUGAAAAAUUGUUGACUGCAGCUUCGGAAGUUUAGAUCUGAGAACCAACCGUAGAAUAUUUCAGUUCUAGGAAAUAAAACCAGUUGAUUAAAGCAAA